AAGCAAUUUUUCUAUUUAAGGUUUGGAUCAUUGCAUCACAGCACCUGUGGGCACUCGCCGAAAUCUCUUAUUCGAAAAUGAGGAUGGUGCAUUUUCAAGGUCUAUGACUGAGAAAAGGGGUGGUCCAAGGAUUGACCUAAAAUUUGAUAGACUCUCUGAACGUGAGAAGGAAAAGCUCAUUGUGGAGUUAGUGAAGAUUCAAAAUGAUGGAACAGUGGAGGUUGACCUCACUAAAAGUACACCCGUUGCUUCUGAAUUCUUAGAGCUACAUUCAGUUGAAGGAAUUCCUCCAAGUAUUGAUUACAUUACAAAGUCCACAACUGGUCUGAACAGAUCAAUUCCGAAAUUGAACAUCGCAGUUCUUGUGGUUGGAACAAGAGGAGAUGUUCAGCCCUUUCUCGCUGUGGCAAGGAGACUUCAAGUAUGUAAAUUAAAUUCGAACGUACAUGAGUGCACAAAUAUAUGCUAGUUUUACGCGGUUUCACAUUAUUAUUAGCCUCCCAUAUACCCUGCUACUUUUUCUACAGCUAGAAUCCUAUAUUAUUAAUGCUAUUGAAAUUAACAUGACUCGAGAUUCUGUGAGAUUCAAAACCAAUAUUCUAGGGGCCAGAAGAAUGUUAGUUAAUGUUGAAUGGCUGUAUGUACCUAGGAGAGGGUUUAGUCAUCUAGAACUUCAACUUUUAAGUUGAUAGAGAGAGAGAGUGUGUAUCUAAUGUGGAAUUGGAGUUGAUAUCUUCUGGGAAUUUUUUGGUUGCAGAAAGGUUCUGUUGAAGAUCAAAUAUAAAUAAAUAAAGUCGUUUCUCUGACCUCAUGAGCAUUAGAUGAGAAUGAGAGGGUUUAACAUGUUAGCAAAGACCAAAGUCUUCGGUGAAAGUCUAGCCGUCACUAAUUUUUGAAAUUCCACUAUAUAGGUCUUUAACGAGAAGGGGCAUGUUGAACAAAAAUCAUAAAUAAAUAAAUAUAUCUUAACUCUAAUAAUUAAGCUUUUAGAUGAAUUGGCUUUAUAAGUUAAUAAAAAUCACUCAAUUUUGAUAGGGUAGAGGGCAUGGCUGAAAAGAUGCUAUAUUUUUGCUAAUUACCCUUGUAAAUCAGGAAACGCUGCAGUGAUACUCUUCAUUUCUCUGUAUUGUUGCCAAUAGAGUAGAUUUAUUUUCUUCAUAAGUGAAGUUUUUUCGCACUGAACCAAGACAUUGCAAUCCUUGUACAUAAUGAACUAAGCUACAGUACAAUAUUUGGGAUCCAUUGUCUAUCACACUAGACCUUUUCUCUCCUGAAUUUUUAUCCCUCUUUGAGCAGGUUCAAAUAUUAUUCACUUUUGAAAUUGGGAAACUUUUGUUACCAGUAAAAUCACGCUAAAAGUUUAAUCUUCAAGCAAUUCGUCUCUGCAACUUUGGCCCCCAGGAGUUUUCUUGAAAAAUUAUUUGUCGACUGAAUUUUUUGUGUCAAUUGGCGAUUAACAAUGAAAUGUACUGUUCUCGUUUUGAAGGGUAAAAUUAAAAUUUCGAAGUAGUUUGGUUGUUGUUGCUGUUGUCUACAAACCUAGUAGCUGGUUUUGCUAAAAGAGUUCUGGGGUUCUAGAACUUCUGGUCUGUUUUUUUGUUCCAUAUCUGCCAAGAUAUUAUGAUUUUUGUCGCUUCUAGGUGAUCUUUUAUGUGUUUUAGGAACAUGCGAAGAUGGUCUGGGAGGUUCUCAGAAAAAUUUGAUUGAUUUCUUCUUUGAAUGUGUAAUUAUUGGUCGUGCUGGGAUUAAAUUGAUUUAGUACUUUGUUAUGGUGGAAAAUAGACCAUUAUAUGGUUGAUGGUGUAACUUGUCAACAUAAUUAAGGCACACAUAGAGGGAAAAGGUCCAGA
This is a messenger RNA of Olea europaea var. sylvestris, 1850 nucleotides long. RefSeq names its product sterol 3-beta-glucosyltransferase UGT80B1-like. The coding region runs from base 104 to 469 and encodes 121 amino acids. The record is from RefSeq and is a predicted model, not a curated record. The transcript has 2 exons. Lineage: Eukaryota; Viridiplantae; Streptophyta; Magnoliopsida; Lamiales; Oleaceae.